This is a messenger RNA of Micropterus dolomieu (smallmouth bass), 6447 nucleotides long. It is a transcript of the gene tbc1d8b, whose product is annotated as TBC1 domain family member 8B. Gene Ontology annotation, molecular function: calcium ion binding. Lineage: Eukaryota; Metazoa; Chordata; Actinopteri; Centrarchiformes; Centrarchidae. The record is from RefSeq and is a predicted model, not a curated record. Bases 96 to 3506 code for a protein of 1136 amino acids. The transcript has 21 exons.
CAAACAAAUGUCCACGGGUUUGAUGUCGGGGCUACGUUACAGAUAACCGUGACAUGUCAGGUGGAUUUGAUAGAUAACUCCAUGACGUUUGAAACAUGUGGCUCAAACCCGACGAGAUUCUGCUGAAAAACGCGUUUAAAUUAUGGGUCACCGAGAAGGAUAAUGAGUACUUCGUACUGCAAAGGAGACGGGGGUAUGGAGAAGGUGGAGGCGGUUUGACAGGCCUCCUUGUGGGAACUCUGGAUACUGUGUUGGACUCCACAUCCAAAGUUGCUCCCUUCCGCAUUCUACACCACACACCAGACUCACAAGUUUAUUGGUCAAUAGCAUGCGGUGUCACCAAAGAGGAGAUUGGUCAGCACUGGGAUUGGCUGCAGCAGAACAUCAUGAGGACACUUGCUGUUUUUGACUCCAGUGAAGACAUCACCAGCUUUGUGCAGGGCAAGAUUAGAGGUCUUAUCGCUGAGGAAGGUAAGAUGUCCCUAGUGCUGGAGGACGAUCCUGGGAAGUUCCGAGAAGCACUUUUUAAGUUUGAGAAGUGGUUUGAGCUGCCGCCGGAGGAAAAGCUGGUCACAUAUUACUCAUGCAGCUACUGGAAAGGCAAAGUGCCCUGCCAGGGCUGGCUCUACCUCAGCACAAACUUCCUGUGCUUCUAUUCAUACCUGCUGGGAUCUGAGGUGAAGCUGGUCAUCUCCUGGGAUGAGAUCUGGAGGCUGGAGAAAACCUCUAACGUUAUUCUGACUGAGAGCAUCCACGUCUUGGCUCAUGGGGAGGAUCACUACUUCUCCAUGCUGCUGCACCUUAAUGAAACAUUUGUUAUCAUGGAACAGCUGGCCGACUAUUCCAUCAAGCGCCUUUUUGAUAAAGAGGCCUUCCAGAGAGAGCCAGCGCUCUCCGACCCCCUGCAAAUUACCAAGAGAGGCCUAGAAGCUCAUGCAAAGAGUGAGCAGUUCCGGACGUUUUUCAGGCUUCCCAAAGAGGAAAAUCUGUUAGAGGUGCAUGAGAGCUUCCUGUGGGUGCCCUUCAGCCACUUUAACACACUUGGCAAGAUCUGUCUGUCUGAGAACUACCUGUGUUUCGCCAGUCAGGAUGGAAGCCAGUGCCAUGUCAUCAUUCCAAUGCGAGAGGUCGUCAAUGUUGAGAAGCCAGAAUCCAGCAGCAGGGCUUUAACGGUGUGUGUGCGUGGCAAGAGGGCGCUGCGUUUCUCUGAGGUGCGGGACUACCAGAGGCUUGCUAACACAAUCCGUAGCAGAUGUGGGAUUAGUGCCAGCCCUCAGCACUCUGCUUCGUCAGAGGCCAUACGAGGAGAGUGCCAGUCACUCAUCAACCACUUUGAAGACAACCCAGAGGACGUAACACUAAUGGUUGGACAGAAAGACUGCAGCAAGGCUGUAAGCACUGAGGCGCUCAUGACUGUUUUCCACCCCCAGGAUCUUGAAAACCUUGACCCUAAAAUGCUUAAAGAAAAGAUGAAGGAACAGUCUUGGAACAUCCAUUUCUCUGAAUAUGGACGCGGCACGAGUAUGUUUUUCAACAGGAAGACAAGAGACUUGAUUGUUCGUGGUGUUCCUGAGACCUUGAGGGGAGAGCUGUGGAUGCUUUUCUCAGGAGCUGUCAACGACAUGGCCACUCACCCCGGCUACUACACCGAGCUGGUCGAACAGUCUCUGGGCACAAGCACUUUGGCUACAGAUGAGAUCGAGAGAGACUUACACCGCUCUCUUCCAGAGCACCCUGCCUUUCAGAGUGACACCGGAAUCUCAGCCCUACGCAGAGUCCUUACUGCCUAUGCAUACAGGAAUCCUAAAAUCGGCUACUGCCAGGCCAUGAACAUUCUCACCUCAGUUCUGCUGCUCUACGCAAAAGAAGAGGAGGCUUUCUGGCUCUUGGUGGCCGUUUGCGAGAGGAUGCUGCCGGAUUACUUUAACCGCCGAAUUAUUGGCGCUUUGGUCGACCAAGCGGUGUUUGAGGAUCUGAUUCGAGAAAACCUCCCCCAGCUGGUGGAGCACAUGACAGACCUGAGUUUCUUCUCGUCCGUGUCCUUGUCCUGGUUUCUCACUCUCUUCAUCAGUGUCCUACCCAUAGAGAGCGCCGUGAACGUGGUGGACUGUUUUUUCUUUGACGGCAUCAAAGCCAUUCUGCAGCUCGGCCUGGCAGUGCUGGACUACAACAUGGAGGCUCUGAUCAGCUGCCAUGACGACGCAGAGGCCGUCACCAUCCUCAACAAAUUCUUUGACAGUGUGACAAACAAAGACAGUCCGUUGCCUCCAACAGUUCAGCAAGCUUCAGUGGGCAAUAACGAUAAAGCAUCCCACUUCAAUGUGGAUAUUAGUGAACUGAUCCGAGAGGCUUACGAGAAAUAUGGAAAUAUCCGUUCCGAGGACGUUGAGAGCUCACGGAAAAGAAACAAACUGCAUGUGAUCCAGACACUGGAGGAUACAACCAAACAAAAUGUUAUUCGAGUGGUGUCCCAAGAAGUCCGAUUCAGUGCCUCACACCUUGAUGAGCUUUAUAACUUGUUCAAAAGGCAGCAUUUCCUCAGCUGCUACUGGACAAUGAAGAGUCCGGCUCUUCUCCAUCACGACCCCAGCCUGGCCUAUUUGGAGCAGUAUCAGCUGGGUUUCCAACAGUUCAGCGUGCUCUUCUCCCUGCUGGAGCCUUGGGCUUUCUGCACCACCAAAAGCACUCUCUCCCUCUGGAUCUUCCGCCUGAUAGACGAGAACCAGGACGGCCUCGUCAACUUUAAAGAGUUCUGCAGUGCCCUUGAUACUUUGUAUAGUGGAUCUUUCACAAAUAAGCUGAAAUUCCUCUUCAAGCUGCACCUGCCACCAGCUUUCACAGGUAGUCCUUUGCACUUAAAGGAUCAAAGAAUCCAGCAUUUUAUUCCAGUGACUGAAGACUCUUCUCACUUGCGUAGACUCGCUGCUUUUGAUCUUCCUGAAGAUGGUGUGAUAAGAAAAAGCCCUGAAAGAGGUAGAGGAAAAGUGGACCUGCAGGCCUACCUGAAACAAUGGCAAAAUGAAAUACUUAAGAAAGAGGAAACAAUCAGGGACCUACCUCGAAUUAAUCAGACUCAGUUCAUCCAGUUCUCCAAGACCCUGUACAACAUUUUUCAUGGCGAUCCAGAGGAGGAGUCUCUGUACCGAGCUGUGGCCCAUGUGACCAGCCUCCUCCUGAGGAUGGAAGAGGUAGGACGGAGGCUGCAGGAGGUCAGCAGCCCGACAGAGUCCACAAAGCCUUCCAACACUGCUGCUGCUGCUGCGGUGGAGUCUUCAACCGAAGGACCUUCUACCACCCCGGAGAGCUCCGACACCUCCGGCUCCCGCCACGGUCAGGAUGCAGGGCCCAACCUAUCAGAGAUGGAGUGGUCGUUUUCGUUCGAGCAGGUUCUGGCCUCUCUGCUCAAUGAGCCGGCCAUAGUCAGCUUCUUUGAAAGGCCUGUCGACGUUCAGGCAAAACUGGGACAAGCUAAGGUUGGCCAGCUGAAGUUAAAGGCAAAUAAGUGAAAGGAUACAUAAGUGAAUUGAUACUUUGCUUCUGAUUCAAACCCAGAAGUCACCAUGAAUUUCCUUUUCUCCACUCGGAUAGGGCAGACAGUAAGUUUACUGUUUGAAGCGGUGUCUUACUGUAAAUGAAGAGGAGACAUCAGCUUUUAAUAUCUGGGGCACAACAUAUAUGUGUCUGUGUGUGUGUGGCUUGGAAGUUAGGCAGACGAUGAUUAGCAACGAUGACAGAUGGAAUAAAUGAGACACAGCAUCUUUAAAACACUGCAAACACUGUUGUAAUGGUCUACUGACCAACACCUCAUACUGACAUACUGUAUGCUGUCGUUCUUCAAAUCUGAUUAUGCAUUUUCAACCUCUGUGAUGAAUUUUGUUCUCUCAUGAAGCCUCAGAUUCUUUGCAUUUCAAGUUUAGUUUAAAAAUGUUUCUCCCCCUAUAUGCCAUGGGGCACACACAGUAUAGUUUUGUAUUGUAUAAGGGACAUUCACUUCUGUUCCCUGUAUUUAGAAACAUGGCAGAAGAGUUUGUCCUUCCCUCUGUCUCUGAUGUCAUGCUGUGGAACAGCUCCAUAACAAAUUACUUAAACAAGAGUCCACAGGAAGAUUCUCCUUCAUACUAGUCACUACUGUAGUGAAACACUAAACGUGUCCUGUGAGUUCAUAUUAGUGUUAUUCUGUAAAUGUCAACUUAUUGUGAGAAACACCAGCUUUUCAGUUAAACAGGGCACAGAAUAAACAGUACAACAGUGAGUAAGGACACACAGUAGUGUCAUCCCCGGAAGCCAUAAGUUGAUUUCAGAGAUUCUCUGAAUGAGGACGUUGGAUGCAUUUUAUUGGGAGCAGAGACAAUUCAAUCAUGGUAUCAAACAUUUGCAAUAAUACACAAGAGAGGAUAUUGUACUGCCGCAGAGCACUCAUCCGUCUUUUUCCUCCGACAGCACACACAGUUAGAAUAUUAAUAACGUGACUUCAAGUGUGUCAUACUGGAAACUAUGAUUUGUAAAGGUAAAGUAGAAUUUCACAGUGCUGCUGUAGGUAAGUCUCCUGUGUCUGCUUAUGAAAAUAAGCUGUGUGUGAUCUUCACAGUGCGAUUGGUUGAUGUGCUAUUUGCUUAUGGCUGUCUUAAAGCAUACAUAGGAUGUUAAGCUCUCGUAUAAGUGCAGCAUUUUGUACAUAUAGGUCAGUUCAAUAGCCGUUUGAUUAUUGUAUUCAUGAGGCUAGUAUUUACAAUGUAAGAUAGGAGCUAGUGGACUGUUGUGGACACAACUUAAACCUUUUGAAGGACAUUUUUGUUUCAAAUCUCAGGGUGCAGUUUGUGUAAAAUAAAAGGGACAAAAGGGAUAUUUUUCGACCAGGGACAUAUAUAGUAUAUGACUGAGUUAUACAUAGCUUACAAAUGUCUGUAACAUUAAAAUAUAGAGCAUGUGUAGCAUAGUUACAGGAUUACAUUACAUUAUGCUAAUGAACAGCAACUAUCACUGCUCAAUUUACAGUGUUUCAGUUUUCUUUUUAUCUGAGCAUUUUCUGCUUUUUAUCUUAAGUGAAUCAUUUGCACAGUUGUUUGAGAUUCACAAGUUGUAGAAAUGCCUGUAUCUCUCUCUGCCAGAUCUCGAAGGCUUUGGACUCCAAAGGUCACAACCACUUGAGCUGCAGCUUGUCACCUCCAGGGGCCAAAUUCAAAACAUUAUGGAGCUUUAUCUCUGCUUGUGUAGGAAAUAGGUGUUUGGGUUUUUUUUUUUUUUUUUUUUUAGAAGCUCCUUAAGUGCAAGUGCAAUUUUCUGUUUUCAAUCAUUAUUUUGCCAUUUGCUUGGAAUGUUUUGUUUUUUGUUAAGUAAGUCCUUAAUUUUUCACUUCAGAUGUUAGGACCAGUCUGAAAUGUAUUUUAUUGUAUAAUUAUUGGGUUAAUCGACUUGCAUUGUGAGUUCAAUACUCAUUGAAAAUAAACAGCUUGAAAACAUCCAUUAGUCAUUAGAACUGAAAUCUGUUUACAUGAUAAAUGUUUAAACAAAAUUGUUUCAAAAAAAGUUUCAUGCUGCAUUUGUAACAUCUCUGAACUUAUGACUUGAGAAAUGAUCAUAAAAUGCAAAUUACGACCUUAUCAGAUCAUGUGUUGUAGUUGUAGUGUUGAGUUUUUCUUUUCAGUUUAUUGCAUGCUUACUGUAUUUCUGAUCAUUUGAUAAUAUCUUAAAGAUUAGAAAUCAUAUAAAAAGAGACUUGACAAACCGCUUUCAAGAAUUCGUUGUUGGUCUAUACAUAAGCAAUGUAGAACAGUUAAGACAAACAAAUCUGAUGCAUUCGUAAUUUCCUAAUUGUAUUUCUUAUGGCAUAGCUUUUUAAAAAUGGCUCUUUUUGCCCAAAAUAGGUUGUGGUGUCCUCUUUGUGGGGAAAAAUAGAAAGAGAUGACUUUGUAGGAACAGGAGAUAAUAUCUCCCUGGCAUGCUGUCUGUUUUGCCCUUUUUAUAUACGGUCUAUGGUUUUGCCAUUAAAAUCAGAGUGUAUACAGCAGGCAUGGAUAAUGCUCCAGCUCCUGUAUUAAGUUUGCCAAGUCCUUAUAUGUGCAAAUGUAGUCUGCAGAUUUUAUAGUCUGUUGCUUUUGAUUGAAAGCUUGUUUUAUGCGAAGCAGAUAUUUUUGUCUGCCUGCUUGAUUGUGAUUUGUUUUUUUUAAAUCUCCAUGCAAAGAUACCAGAAUAAAGAGUGAAAACUGUAUGAAUAACAAGGUUUGGGUCAUUCUGAGUGUCACCUGAAGCACCUUAGAUCCACACACACCAACAUGAAAUGACAAGUUAACUGGUACUUGUUUGUGUUUUAAGGGUCAUAAGCUUCUGCCUGUUUGGAUUAUCUGUCAUAUUUGUCCAUAUGCAUCUGAACAUCUCAUUGUAUAAGGAUAGUUAUGUAGGAUUUUAUUGUAUAAUAAAUAUUGUCAUGGAUGGAUAACUGAACUGUCA